This is a messenger RNA of Fonsecaea multimorphosa CBS 102226, 1857 nucleotides long. RefSeq names its product hsp75-like protein. Gene Ontology annotation, molecular function: heat shock protein binding; ATP hydrolysis activity; ATP-dependent protein folding chaperone. Lineage: Eukaryota; Fungi; Ascomycota; Eurotiomycetes; Chaetothyriales; Herpotrichiellaceae. Gene Ontology annotation, biological process: protein refolding; vesicle-mediated transport; cellular response to unfolded protein. The coding region runs from base 1 to 1857 and encodes 618 amino acids. Gene Ontology annotation, cellular component: cytoplasm; nucleus; plasma membrane. The transcript has 8 exons. The record is from RefSeq and is a predicted model, not a curated record.
AUGGCGGACGAAGUCUAUGAGGGUGCCAUCGGCAUCGAUCUCGGUACCACUUACUCCUGCGUUGCCGUUUAUGAAGGCACAAACGUCGAAAUCAUCGCCAACGAGCAGGGUAGCUUCACCACCCCUUCCUUCGUCUCCUUCACCGACGAGGAGCGUCUCAUCGGCGAGGCUGCAAAGAACCAGGCGGCGAUGAACCCGGAAAACACAGUCUUUGAUGUCAAGCGAUUGAUCGGAAGACGAUUUGAUGACCCGACGGUGAAGAAGGAUAUUGAAUCAUGGCCAUUCAAGGUUGUCGACCAGGGCGGCAAUCCUAUGGUGCAGGUGCAAUACUUGGGCGAGACCAAGACUUUCUCACCGCAGGAAAUUUCGUCCAUGGUUCUUAUGAAGAUGAAGGAAGUUGCAGAGACCAAGCUGGGAAAGAAAGUCUCAAAGGCCGUCAUCACUGUGCCUGCUUACUUCAAUGACAACCAGCGGCAAGCGACCAAGGAUGCUGGUGCCAUCUCCGGCCUUAACGUCCUCCGUAUCAUCAACGAACCCACCGCUGCCGCCAUCGCGUAUGGUCUUGGAUCCGGCAAAACAGACAAGGAGCGAAAUGUCCUCAUCUACGAUCUUGGUGGUGGUACAUUCGAUGUUUCCCUGUUGAACAUCCAGGGUGGUGUCUUCACAGUCAAGGCCACUGCUGGAGAUACCCAUUUGGGUGGUCAAGACUUCGACACCAACCUCCUUGAGCACUUUAAGAAGGAGUUCCAGAGGAAGACCAAGAAGGACUUGUCUGGCGACGCCCGUGCCCUUCGACGACUUCGAACCGCUUGCGAACGAGCAAAGAGAACCUUGUCGAACGGAACCCAGGCCACAAUCGAGAUUGAUUCCCUGUUUGAUGGCGAGGAUUUCAAUGCUACCAUCACCCGUGCCCGAUUUGAGGAUCUCAAUGCCAAGGCCUUUAGCGGCACUCUGGAGCCAGUUCAACAAGUCUUGAAAGAUGCCGCCAUCGAGAAGUCAAAGGUGGACGAGAUUGUGCUCGUUGGUGGCUCGACCCGUAUCCCUCGUAUCCAGAAACUGCUGAGUGAUUUCUUCGACGGCAAGAAGUUGGAAAAGAGCAUCAACCCCGACGAAGCCGUCGCCUACGGCGCUGCCGUUCAGGCAGGUAUCCUGUCGGGCAAAGCCACCUCUGCCGAGACCGCCGAUCUCCUCCUCCUCGAUGUUGUUCCGCUUUCUCUGGGUGUGGCCAUGGAAGGCAACAUCUUCGCUCCUGUUGUCCCUCGCGGUAACACAGUCCCUUGCAUAAAGAAAAGGCAUGGCCAUCUCAUUUUCUUUCCUAUAUUUUUAUGCCAUCAGACUGUCCAGUUUCCGGUCUACCAGGGUGAACGGACCAACUGUGAAGACAACACUUCUCUGGGAGAGUUUACCUUAUCUCCAAUCCCGCCUAUGCGUGCCGGAGACGCUGCUCUGGAAGUUGUGUUUGAGGUUGAUGUCAAUGGUAUCCUCAAAGUGACUGCUACUGAGAAAUCCUCUGGUCGAAGUGCCAACAUCACCAUCUCCAACGCAGUCGGUAAAUUGUCGACCACUGAAAUCGAAAAGAUGGUCGAGGACGCUGCCAAGUUCAAGACGAGCGACGAGGCAUUCACCAAGAAAUUCGAGGCUAAACAACAACUCGAGUCUUACAUCGGUCGUGUAGAGGAGUUAAUCAAUGACCCUGGGUUGUCGAUGAAGAUGAAGCGCGGCAACAAGGCCAAGAUCGAGGAGGCCCUGAGUGAGGCUAUGCAACAGCUCGAGUUGGAGGAUUCGACACCAGACGACUUGAAGAAGAAGGAACUGGCUCUGAAGAGAGCUAUGACCAAGGCCAUGGCUACGAGGUAG